AUUCUAAUUAGCGCACAUCAGCUAGACAACCACACCCUCUCCACACUGAGACUAGUUGACAUGCGCAGGAGGCACUACACGUGUCCCUUUCUCUCUGACCAGCCAAGAUGAGGGCUCAAGGAGCUCUGAAGGAGUACAAGGUGAUAGGGCGGAGAGUGCCUACUGAAAAGAAUCUUGUGCCUGAUGUCUACCGAAUGACCAUUUUUGCUUCCGAUGCUGUGUCUGCUAAGUCUCGGUUCUGGUACUUUAUGAAGAAGCUGAAGAAAGUUAAAAAGACAACAGGAGAGAUUUGCUAUUGUGGUCGGGUACUGGAUAAGAGCCCAUCCAAGAUCAAGAAUGUAGGGAUAUGGCUUCGCUAUGAUUCAAGGAGUGGCACCCACAACAUGUACAGGGAGUAUCGUGAUAUGACCAUUGCUGGAGCAGUCACUCUUUGCUAUCGUGACAUGGCAGCUAGGCACAGAGCUAGAUCUUCUUCUAUUCAGAUCAUGAAGGUAGCUGUCAUCCCUGCCUCCAAGUGUAGGAGAGUGCAUGUGAAGCAUCUCCAUAACUCAAAGAUACGAUUCCCUUUGCCACAUCGCGUCAUGAAGUCUCACUUCAAGUCGACAUUUGUUGCCAAAAGACCGAACACUUUCUUUUAGAAUUUUAUUUGGUUGUUUGUAUAAUGAUAAAUUGGACUUGGCAAAAAAGUCAUGAGAAUUGAUAUAAACCAC
Messenger RNA from Halichondria panicea, 710 nucleotides. RefSeq names its product large ribosomal subunit protein eL20-like. The record is from RefSeq and is a predicted model, not a curated record. Bases 108 to 638 code for a protein of 176 amino acids. The transcript is spliced from 5 exons. Gene Ontology annotation, molecular function: structural constituent of ribosome. NCBI's taxonomy places the organism in Eukaryota, Metazoa, Porifera, Demospongiae, Suberitida, Halichondriidae. Gene Ontology annotation, cellular component: cytosolic large ribosomal subunit; ribosome. Gene Ontology annotation, biological process: translation.